GCGCGGGCGGGGUGGGCUGCGGUAGCAGGCGGGGCGAGCCGGGCGGGGCGGCGGCACCACCACCAUGUCGGAGGCGGCGGUGGCGGACACCCGGCGCCUCAACGCGAAGCCGCAGGACCUCACGGACGCGUACGGGCCGCCCAGCAACUUCCUCGAGAUCGACAUCUUCAACCCACAGACCGUGGGCAUGGGCCGCGCCAGAUACACUAGCUACGAGCUUCGCAUGCGGACAAACCUCCCCAUCUUCAAAUUGAAGGAGUCAUGUGUGAGGAGACGAUACAGCGACUUUGAGUGGCUGAAGAAUGAGCUGGAAAGAGACAGUAAGAUUGUAGUGCCACCACUGCCUGGAAAAGCUUUGAAACGACAGCUUCCCUUCCGAGGAGAUGAAGGCAUCUUUGAGGAGUCUUUCAUUGAGGAGCGGAGGCAGGGCCUAGAACAGUUUAUUAACAAAAUUGCUGGACACCCACUGGCACAGAACGAGCGCUGCUUACAUAUGUUCCUGCAAGAGGAGACUAUUGAUAGGAAUUACGUCCCAGGGAAAGUGCGCCAGUAGGAGCACCUGGCACUGUCUUCCUCCAUUCCACCCUCCCUCCUGCAAAAAUGACAUUUAUUUUUACACUAAAUCUGUCUUCUCUGAACCAGCUUUUCCUCUCUUGAACCUCUCAGUUUGUUCAGUAUUUUCCUAUUUUGUAACUGGCAGCAGUUUGUUCUAUUGGGCUGUGGUUGUGGCCUAAAGAUGUGAAGAUUAUGCAAGUGAGCAUGUUGUACCACAUCUAGCGGCAGAUGUGGAUAGGUGUGGAGCAGGAAUUUGCUAAUGGUAUUCUGGUGUAGGAGCUGCCUCUCUCCCUGUACAGGAAGAUACGAGAUGACCUUCAGUCCCUUGUCUGUGCAGCCCCAAGCAUCUCUGCAGGAGACUUUGAAGAAUAGCACUUGUCAUGUUGGUCAGUGAUUAUAUCAGGUAUUAGGGUUUUAGUAAGGUUUAUCCAAGCCAAUGAGUAGGUGCCUGGCUGUGUCAGUCUGUCAUCCAUCCCAUUCACCCUGCAUGAAACCCCCAUUCUUCACUGUCUGGAAGUGCUGAGACCCAACACCUACUCAAACCCCGCUAUCGGCCUCCUGCAUUACAGACCUAUUUGGUGUAUUUGUUCCCCCUCCUUUCUAAGGUGCUGCUGGCAGCUCGAGGGAUUUCCAUCCCAUGUGCUCUCGUGAUGCUCUUUGUGGGCCAUUUGGCACAUGAGAGAUGGGAUAGUCUGGGCUGUAGCCACAUGUACUGUGAUGCAUUGGUGCAGAGUUUAAGAAACACCAGAGCCUGCUGUACUAUGGGCUGCUGGGCUGGUGUUGCCUGCAGCACCCUGCUUGGCUGAGCCCAGUGACCUUAUCCUGGGCCCCAGCAGCUGGGAGGAGCAGACUGUCUGGCUGAGGAGGAGCAAGAGAGAGCCGGUGGGAGCAGUUGUAGGAUGCAUCUGUGCUGGCUGCCACUGGAGGAGUCCAACAGUGGGGCCUGGAGUGAGGCCACCUCUCCAGAAAGGGUCAGCAGAAAAUGGGCAGUUAGUCCUACGUUAGACAUAGCUUAUGAAGCAGGAGAAUUGGCAGUGGCUCUUUGUGUGUUCUCCCCUGUUCUCCAGUGAGCUAGGCAGUCACUUGUGUGAAAGUGAGAACAUACGACUGGUCAGGGAAGUGUUCAGAGCUUCAGGGGACAACGAGGCUGUGACCUGCUGCAGCAGAAGUGUCCUUUGGUGGCUCCCCCAGCUGCCACAGCUGUGAUGAGUGAGGUUGGGCCUCAACUUGGGGGCUCCUCAGGUCAAGGCUGGCUGGUUUAUAAGUGCUUGGUCACUUUGUUGUGGCACAGUUGAGCCUUUUUUGGAGCACAGGCCUACGGUGGAUGCCCUCCCGUUCCUGUCAAGGCACAGUCCCCGAGGCCCUCCCUACUCUCCUCUGUUUUCUGGUGAGGACCUGGUACUGCUGGGCGAGAGGUGGCUCCUGGGGGGAAGUUGCUGAAAGCACGAGGGAGCUGCUCUGGGGGCUGGCGCAGUCCAGAAAGGCCGUGCGGCAGCACGGAGCCUGGUGCCGGUGGCGGCGGCCGUGGCCUCGGAGGGGCUCGGUCCCGGCUUCCUGGUGCCGCCAGUCGCGCUCGGGGCGGCUCCUUCCCGUGCCCUGCACGGGGCUGCCAUCCAUCCAGCUGUCUGCACCCUGUCCAGUGUAACGUCCCGGUGCCGUUCGCAUUAAACCACUGUGAAGCCAA
Molecule: messenger RNA, 2239 nt
Organism: Lonchura striata (white-rumped munia)
Lineage: Eukaryota; Metazoa; Chordata; Aves; Passeriformes; Estrildidae
Gene: SNX12
Product: sorting nexin 12
Biological process (GO): late endosome to Golgi transport; endocytic recycling
Cellular component (GO): retromer complex; early endosome membrane
Molecular function (GO): phosphatidylinositol-3-phosphate binding
Source: RefSeq, a predicted model, not a curated record